This is a messenger RNA of Echinococcus granulosus, 672 nucleotides long. RefSeq lists its product as hypothetical. Lineage: Eukaryota; Metazoa; Platyhelminthes; Cestoda; Cyclophyllidea; Taeniidae. The record is from RefSeq and is a predicted model, not a curated record. The transcript has 4 exons. Bases 1 to 672 code for a protein of 223 amino acids.
AUGCCCCAAGAACUUGGUGCCAAUUGCAAGGGCUACAAAGGCGCAACCAACUGUUUGCAUGCAGGUGCAUCAAACACCGGUCGCGGUGCCUUUCAGUGGGCAUUGUACCAUUUUCUCUUAUUUUCAACACCCAUAAAGUGCUGGCUGAACGAAGAGCGCAUGAACUGUGGCUUGUCUCCUCUUACGAACUCGCUUGAACUUGGUUCCAAAAUCUCAGAAUUCGCUCGAGUAAAGCGUGCUGAACAGCAGUUGACAAAGGCGGGAGAAUCGACCAUUGGCUAUCCCCGAGAUAUCUACCCACUACUCGCCUACACGCCUAAGACACGCGCCACCACGCCGUCCGGCUUUGAGACCUGCCAGGGCGACGUUCCAGUGGUGGAUAACGACUGUGAGGGGACGGUAGGGCCUGUGCCCCGAUUUCCCCUCUCCACUUUUGAGCGUCAUCCCCGGCGCUCCCCUUGGUCAACCGCCAGCGUCGGCCAUCACAACGUAGUUAGCGCUGUAAGGAAACACCCGCCAUCCAGCCGCGCCAGUCAUCAAAUUUCCAUGAAAAUGAGGAGGUACUUGACCGCAACGUCACUGACUUCUCCUGCAAUUCAACUAGAUCUGGAGGUUCAUCCAGUUUUGGAACUGGAUUCAGGAAAGUCGAAUUGUGAUGGCCAACAUGCGUGA